This is a messenger RNA of Cylicostephanus goldi, 1772 nucleotides long. The record is from the annotation of a GenBank genome assembly. NCBI's taxonomy places the organism in Eukaryota, Metazoa, Nematoda, Chromadorea, Rhabditida, Strongylidae.
AUGACUGACGUAGUGGUCCAACACCUUAUUCAUCACACGAUGACUAGAAUUCGAUGCAAUGAUCUUGUCAAGAAAGUCGCCAUAUACGGCCAUAAACUAGCUGUGCAACUCUCCGAUCGCUUGCAUAUCUACCGUCAAAUCAAGGGUGAUGGCGAUAGUGAACAGCUUGAAUAUACACUCUGUGAACGGAUAAACAAAGCGUUCGACUGCUCCUUAUUGGUGGUCUGCUCUAACCAUCUAAUUCUAUGUGAUGAAAGGCGAUUGCAAUGCUAUGACCAUAAAGGACUCAAACAGAGGGAGUGGCAACUUGAGUCUGCCAUAAGAUAUAUCAAGGUGAUUGGAGGGCCACCAGGACGAGAAACUAUCCUGAUUGGACUACGCGAGGGUCAGGUCUGCAAACUAUUUGUGGACAAUCCAUUUCCUGUCCAAGUCCUAAAGCUAAAUGGUCCCAUCAAAUGCAUCGACAUAAGCGUAACCAGAAGACAUAUCGCGGUUGUCGAUGACAGCGGGAUUUGUGUUGUUUUUGACGCAAAAACGAAGGAAGUUCUAUUUGAAGAACCGAACUGCAAUAGCGUGGCUUUCAACAAUGAUAAUGAGGAUAUAAUAUGUUAUUCGGGAAACUCUAAGCUGACAGUGAGAGCUCGAGGAUAUCCAGGGCAUCAGCAGAGAAUGUUUGGGUUUGUUGUCGGAUUCUCGGGCAAUAAAGUUUAUUGCUUACACAUCUAUGCCAUGCAAGCUAUCGAGGUCCCAUUUUCCAACCAACUCUAUCAAUACAUAGAAAAUAAGGAGUACCAAAAAGCCUACGACCUUGCCUGUCUUGGAGUGACCAGCGAAGAUUGGCAAAUCCUUGCCAAAGAUGCUAUCAUGAAUCUUGAAUGUGACAUAGCUAAAAAAGCAUUUGCACGCUACAAGGACUACCGUAAUUUGCAACUUGUCGCUGAAAUCAAGGAGAUGCUAGCAGCAAAUGAGCCCGAGUACUUAAUUCGAGCCCAUGUUCUUUGCUAUGAGGGUAAGUUCCAAGAAGCUGCUGCCCUUUAUCGAGCGAAUGGUGAUGACAACCGGGCCAUGCAAUUAUUUACGGAUCUUCGAAUGUUUGAUGAAGCGCAGGAAGUAAUGGCUAGCGCAUCAGGCGAGACGCAACGCAUGCUUAUGCGGAAGCGUGCAGAUUGGGCGAAAAAUUCGAAUCAACCAAAAGUAGCAGCCGAAAUGCUUAUUUCUAGUGGAGAUCUCGAUAAAGCUGUUCAGCUGAUUACGGAUAAUGACUGGAUGGAUCUGUGCGGUUUGACUAUUCUCCGUGGAGCACGUUUUGCGAUGAAUAUUGUUUGCAGAGCGAUAAAUGUGAUGCGAAAGUUGGAACGAAGUGAUGCCUUUGCUAUAGCCGAUCGCUACCCAAAAUACAUUGAAGAUGUUUAUCUACCAUAUGCAAGAUAUUUGGCUGAACGAGACCAGUUUUUGGAAGCUCAAAAAGCUUAUCACAAAGCCGGACGUGAUCAGGAGGCAUUACGAGUGCUUGUACAACUCACAGGCAACGCAGUUGAUGAGAAUAGAUUCGCUGAUGCGGGCAUGCAGUAUCUAGAAAGAUCCAAGGACAAUCCCUCACUUAUCCCGAAGUACUAUGCCAGUGCUAAACUUGCUGAAGUCUACUAUGCAUACCAUGCAAUCUUCCUAUACUGUGUAAGUGACCCUGUUAUUAUUUUCCUUUUGUUUCAAUACAAAAAUGUAGCAAAUAUAUACUUAUUUAUGGUUAUAGACCAAAAUCACUAUCGGUAGAG